Messenger RNA from Zerene cesonia (dogface butterfly), 2283 nucleotides. It is a transcript of the gene AsnRS, whose product is annotated as asparagine--tRNA ligase, cytoplasmic. Lineage: Eukaryota; Metazoa; Arthropoda; Insecta; Lepidoptera; Pieridae. Gene Ontology annotation, molecular function: nucleic acid binding; ATP binding; asparagine-tRNA ligase activity. The coding region runs from base 154 to 1818 and encodes 554 amino acids. Gene Ontology annotation, cellular component: cytoplasm. Gene Ontology annotation, biological process: asparaginyl-tRNA aminoacylation. The transcript has 10 exons. The record is from RefSeq and is a predicted model, not a curated record.
AUGUGUCAAUAAAUUGUACUAUGUGGAGGUGCGGCAAUUCCAACGUUGAAGUAAAACUGUGUGGUGAUCGUACAUAUUGAACAUUAUAUUUAUAAAAAUUAUAAUAAAAAUUUACUAGGCUUGCAGCAAGCAGGUCUUGUUUACAAUCUCAAAAUGCCAGAUUUAGAAAAAUUAUCCUUAGAGGCCAUAUACACAUCGGAAAAAAGGGGUAGCGACGAGACAGGCGAUGGAUCUGAAGAAAGUCCGUUUAAAAGUAUACUGCAGGCUAUGCGCCACGCUGGAAAAGAGCCGUUUCCUACGAUAUAUGUAGAUUCGAAAGAAGAAGGUAAAACAUAUGACGUUGCUGCAAAGUCACAAUUGAAAAAGAUACAAAAAAUUUGGGUGAGGGAGAAUUACAAAGCUGCAGACAAAGCUAAAGCCGAAGAGGAAAGUAAUGACAAAAGGCAACAAAAUCUUGAAGAAGCUAAAAAAAUUGUCAUCAAACAAGAUGCAAGCCUUCCUGAAGCUGUUACUGUCAGAAUAAAUGCAACAAAAGAUUAUCGAGGAAAGAGAAUUUGUGUCAAAGGGUGGGUACACAGAUUGAGAAGGCAAGGGAAGGCCCUCACUUUCCUCACCCUCCGCGAUGGCACGGGCUACUUGCAGUGUGUGUUGCAUGGGGUCCUCUGUCAGACUUAUAAUGCUCUGGUAUUGUCAACUGAGUCAUCAGUUGUUUUGUAUGGGUCUUUGGAAGCAGUGCCUGAGGGUAAAACUGCACCAGGAGGUCAUGAGUUGACAGUAGACUACUGGGAGCUAAUUGGUCUCGCCCCACCCGGUGGAGCCGAUGCUAUUCUCAAUGAGGAAGCACAUCCAGAUGUUCAGUUGGAUAACAGGCACAUAAUGAUCCGCGGCGAGAACACGUCAAAGGUUCUGCGCGCGCGCGCCGCGGUGACGCGCGCGUUCCGCGAGCACUUCGCGGCGCGCGGCUACACCGAGGUGACGCCGCCCACGCUCGUGCAGACGCAGUGCGAGGGCGGCAGCACGCUCUUCAAGUUCAGCUAUUUUGGCGAACAAGCUUAUCUGACACAAAGUUCGCAGCUAUACCUGGAGACGUGUUUGGCGACGCUCGGCGACGUGUACUGCAUCGCACAGUCGUACCGAGCCGAGCAGUCUCGCACUAGGCGCCAUCUGGCCGAGUACAGCCAUGUGGAAGCCGAGUUCCCGUUCAUCACGUUCGAGGAUCUGCUGGACAGGAUCGAGGAUCUGGUGGUGGAUGUGGUGGAUAGAGUGCUCGCCUCGCCCGAGGGGCAGCUGGUGUACGAACUGAACCCUGACUUCAAGAAACCAACUAAGCCGUUUAAGCGUAUGGCCUACACAGAAGCUUUGGAUUAUCUGAAAGAAAACAACAUCACUAAGGAAGAUGGAUCUUUCUACGAGUUUGGAGAUGACAUACCCGAAAUGCCGGAACGCAAGAUGACUGACGCGAUCGGCGAACCGAUCCUGCUCUGCAAGUUUCCGGCGGAAAUUAAAUCGUUCUACAUGCCGCGGUGCGAGGACGACAAGCGGUUGACGGAGUCCGUCGAUGUCCUGAUGCCGGGGGUGGGGGAGAUCGUGGGCGGCUCCAUGAGGAUAUGGGACUAUGAGCAGCUGAUGGAAGGUUACAAACGCGAGGGUAUCGACCCAGCCCCGUACUACUGGUACACGGACCAGCGUCGCUUCGGCGCUGUGCCCCACGGUGGGUACGGGCUCGGGCUGGAACGGUUCCUGUGCUGGCUGCUAGCCCGCUACCACAUCCGCGACGUGUGCCUUUACCCACGCUUCUUGGAGCGAUGCACACCUUGAAUAAAAAAAAUAUAUAACAAAUAAAUAAAUCAAAAUUGUUUAUGCCUGUUCACUUGCAAAGCUUAUCAUCGUCAAUCAAUAGUUCCAAAAUAAAAAUUGUGUUCGGAGUUUCUUUAUCGAUAUUUUUGUUGAUCGUGUAUACGCAGCUUAAUCUAUCUGUCAGCUGUCAAUGUCAAACGAAUUUCUACAUUUCCGGGUUUAAUUCAUCUUUAUUCUAUGUUGAUAAUGGUAGAAUUCAAAAUUAGUGAGAAAUAUUUUGGGUAUUAUACUUUAUAAAUAUGGAGUGAAUGAAUUAAACAAUAGACGAUGAGUAUGAAUAGACUGAAAAGGUUUUACAUUACUCUAUAGUCCCGAUCUGAUUAAUGCUGCAGCAAUUCUGAGAUGUUAAUUAAGAAUUAAUCUCAUAGAAUAUUUAAUAAAUGGGAUUAGAUUUUGCGAUAUUCUUCAUUGUUAGUAUGAAAAGUA